Molecule: messenger RNA, 2055 nt
Organism: Tricharina praecox
Lineage: Eukaryota; Fungi; Ascomycota; Pezizomycetes; Pezizales; Pyronemataceae
Exons: 4
Coding region: 1-2055 (684 amino acids)
Biological process (GO): establishment or maintenance of actin cytoskeleton polarity
Cellular component (GO): cell tip; microtubule cytoskeleton
Molecular function (GO): protein binding
Source: RefSeq, a predicted model, not a curated record
AUGGGACAGCAGGAGGGCGAUGAGUUGGAUCGGGAGUUGGCGGAUGCCGAAGUCGCGGGCGACGACGGUUUCGAGGAUGAUGAGGAUAUGCUCGACAAGAUGUCGAGCUCGCCGAGUAUCGCUGAUGAGGAUAUCGAUUUCGAGAUGGUUUACGCGCUGCAUCACUUCAAUGCUACCGUCGAGGGCCAGGCAAACGCGGCCAAGGGCGAACAUAUGGUGCUGCUGGAUGACAGCAACUCGUACUGGUGGUUGGUGCGGAUAGUGCGCGAUUCCUCGAUAGGAUAUCUACCUGCCGAACAUAUCGAGACUCCCACCGAGCGUCUAGCGCGAUUGAACAAGCACCGGAAUAUCGACCUGGCGGCCAACAUGCUGAGCGAUUCCGUACACGAGAAGAGCCGUAAUCCCCUUAAGAAGGCGAUGCGCCGACGAAAUGCAAAGACGGUGCAGUUCACGGAUCCCAUAUACCACGAAGCUUCCGAGUACGAAUACAGCUCGGAGGAGGAAGAGGGUGCCGAGGGUGCCGAGGGCGAAGGCGAGGAUGAUGGCAACAUUGAAGUCCACGACGAUGCUGACGAGGCGGAAGGAAGCAAGGCGGCGGGACCUGUGAAGAGGGAUAGUGGGGAAAAGGACAGGGCGGCCAGGCCGACUGUCAGCGUCCUCAACCCUCCCGGGAGCGAGGCGCGGGUAGCUGAAGCUGCCGUGAAGAGGGAAAGCGAGGAGGGCGUGAAACUGCGACCCAACCCGACUCCGUCAGCUAUACGUCAUCCCGACUCGGCCAUCUUCCGCGACGAGAACACGGGAACCAAGAAGCUCACGCUCACGCCCAACCUCCUGCGCGACGACGACAUCGUUGCCGCCCCGACCAAACCGGAAGUCAUCAAAGGCGGCCGGGUCUCGCUGGACCGUGAAGGACGACAGUCGAACCGGGCGGAAGAUGUCAUCUCGCCGCCGACGACCCACAAGACGGCAACCAGACUCAGGAAGGGAAGCGUCCUGGGCAAUCUGUUCAAGAAGCGGAACAAGAAGGGGAGGAAGGACGAGGAGGAAGAAGUCGAGGAGUGGUUGCAGUCUGCUGCGAUCGGAGGUGGAGGCAGCCAGGAGAAGCAGUCUAUCGACAGCUCGAGAUCUGCCUCGCAGGAUUCACCGAACGGUCGGGGAGAGGAGACGAGGAAGGAUAGGGAGGAUGCGCAGAUCAGGGACGAGCAGAGGAGGCAGCAGGAGAGACAGCGGCAACAGAGGGAGCGGGAACAGCGGGAACGGGAGGCCAAGGGAAAGCAGGCUGCGGCUACUACUGCGGGAACGAUCCGGAGAGUCGAUUCGGAAACGAAGGAGGCUCAGUCUCCUAUCUCGGAGCCCAGGCAGCGACAGCAGCAGCAGGCUGGUCCUUCGGGUACAACUCCAGUUGAAGACAAACGGCCCGAAAGGGAGCAACUCACUCUCCGGACGGAUCAGACUGACAGGUCAUCGCCAAUCACUUCUCCGACCGAAACCAACUCGCAACACCAGAGCUACCAGAGCUACCAGCCCUACCGACAGAGACUGUCUGAGGAUAGCAAGCCAGGGAACUCGCCGCAGCGGUACCAAUCGGCGCAGCAGGAUUAUGGUCAAGAGAGGGAAAGAGCGGUGGACAGACUAUCGGAGUCACCGGAGCAAAUAACAUUCCACGAUGCGGCCGAACGACCGGACUUACUUGUCGAUACAUCCUCUGGUGCGGAGUCGAAUGACACCCCGUCGCCCAUCAAUUCGACACCCGAGAUGAUUGACAGGUCCUCGACGUUCGACACGACCACCACGUCGCCCGGAACUGGGGUGGAACACCAUACCAUCACUAGGACCUGGUCCGACUGGAGUCUGCGGACGUACUUUGAGGACGACAACGAUGUCAGGGACAUGUUGAUUGUGGUCCAGCAAGAUAAGGGCGACGUGCCGCAGCAGAAGCAGCAUCCACAGAUUGCGCCGCUCUUUGCAGAGUCGUCACGACGACUGGAAGAUAUAACUAAGCAACUGGAUGGCAUGCUGGGAGAAUGGAUGCAGCGGCGAAGAGCUCGCGCAUGA